CUGUGGACAGGGAAGAUGACGUCCUUUGUGAUGAGCACCUCAAGAGCAGCUUCCCUGUAGUAACCCUGGCCGUCUACACCUUCAUCUUUGCCUGUAUUAUUGGUAGACAGUUCUUGGACCCAGCUCAGGGUUACCCAGGUCAUGACCAGGACUUUUACGUUCCCAUCUUCACUAUGCUACAGUUCUUCUUCUACUCUGGCUGGCUCAAGGUUGCUGAGCAACUCAUUAAUCCAUUUGGGGAGGAUGAUGACGACUUCGAGGCUAACUGGUGUAUCGACAGAAAUCUGCAGGUGUCGUUGAUCGCGGUGGAUGAGAUGCACAUGAACUUCCCUCCAAUGACUAAAGACAUUUACUGGAACGACUCUGAGGCUCUGCCUCCCUACACCCUGGCUGCUGCAGACUACUGCAUACCCUCCUUCCUCGGGUCCACCAGAGAGUUGGAGUGA
Oncorhynchus gorbuscha (pink salmon) is the source of this 446-nucleotide messenger RNA. RefSeq names its product bestrophin-3-like. The record is from RefSeq and is a predicted model, not a curated record. The transcript has 4 exons. The annotation marks the transcript as partial. NCBI's taxonomy places the organism in Eukaryota, Metazoa, Chordata, Actinopteri, Salmoniformes, Salmonidae. Gene Ontology annotation, molecular function: chloride channel activity.